AUGGAAUUCGUCACAGCCCUUCGGGGCACCUUCGAUGACCAGAAACCAUCAUUGUUUGAAUUACUCUCAGAACAACAGCUCAACUCACUUCUACCACCGACAUUACGAUACCUUCUUACUGUCGCGACUCAUCGAUACCCUCGUUACUUACUACGUGUUCUCAACUCAUUCGAUGAGCUUUACGCGCUUGCCAUGCUCGUUAUCGAGCGCCACUAUUUACGAACACGCGGCGGUGGCUUUACUGAACACUUUUAUGGCCUCAAACGAGAAAAGUCGCUACAGGCAGAAGUCCCUCGUGCUACCGCCCGCGCUCCGGAGCUAGUACGGGAAACUCUUAAGCUGAGUGAGAAGGAUAUCUGGAAGAAUCUGGCUGUUAUGGUUGCUCUACCGUACCUAAAGCGGAAGCUGGACGAGAGCCACGAGAUCGAAGCCCCAAGAGCCCUCCUAGGUGCAAACUAUACCCGCAUGCCUACGAAUCCGACAUUCAAGCAGCGGCUAUUACAUUAUUACAAGUGGUUCAUACGUAAUAUCUAUCCGAGCGUACAUGCUGCCUACUACUUCAGCAUUAUUGCCUUCAAUCUAGCAUAUCUAUUUGACGGCAGUAAAUACCACAAUCCAUUCUUAUGGCUUAUCGGUACUAGGAUGCGUAGGAUGAAUGGAGCAGAUUUCCAGGCCAUUGAGGCUUUGGGCAAGCCAAAGGCGGGAAACCUACCCCUUACGGCUGCCAGUCUCCUUAAUCCGAGAGUAAUAGGACCGAGGUUGCUAAGUAGCUUGUCAGUCCUACUACCGACUAGCAUAUUUGCGCUGAAGUUCCUCGAAUGGUGGUAUGCAUCGGACUUUGCGAAGCAGUUGUCAAGGAAGGCUGCCGAGAACCUCGAGCUACCGCCACCUGUCGUAUCUGGGUUAUCCGCAUUAGGAGUCAAGGUAUCGCAAAAGAAGGGUCACGACGAGAAGAGUAAGAAGGAAGAAGAGGAACGACCUAAGAUAUCGUCAGCAGAAGAUGCGCCAAUUGCUACUCCAUCAUUGCUCCCUAUAUUCACUGUACCUGCGCCAGAAGAUUCUGAGCUAUGCCCCAUCUGCGAAGACGAAAUCACAACGGCGACGGCUUGCCAGACGGGUGUGGUCUACUGCUAUGCCUGCAUACAUAGGUGGCUCGAAGGUUCACAUCAGAGACAGGAGGAGUUUAUGGCCGAUCAAGCCGGCAAGUGGGAAAGCGGCCAGGGUAGAUGUGCCGUAACAGGACGUCGGGUCCUCGGCGGCACGGAGGGUCUUAGACGUAUCAUGGUUUGA
Daldinia childiae is the source of this 1290-nucleotide messenger RNA. Its product is annotated as Peroxisome assembly protein 12. Gene Ontology annotation, biological process: protein monoubiquitination; protein import into peroxisome matrix. NCBI's taxonomy places the organism in Eukaryota, Fungi, Ascomycota, Sordariomycetes, Xylariales, Hypoxylaceae. The record is from RefSeq and is a predicted model, not a curated record. The transcript has a single exon. Gene Ontology annotation, cellular component: peroxisomal membrane; peroxisomal importomer complex. Gene Ontology annotation, molecular function: zinc ion binding; protein binding; ubiquitin-protein transferase activity. The coding region runs from base 1 to 1290 and encodes 429 amino acids.